This is a messenger RNA of Sabethes cyaneus, 1374 nucleotides long. RefSeq names its product serine/arginine-rich splicing factor 4-like. The transcript is spliced from 3 exons. The annotation marks the transcript as partial. Lineage: Eukaryota; Metazoa; Arthropoda; Insecta; Diptera; Culicidae. The record is from RefSeq and is a predicted model, not a curated record.
AUGUUCACCGAGAAGAAAGAGACUCGGGCGUACUUCGAAUGUGGUACAAGAUCUCAAGCCUUCCAACACCAAGGGGAUUCUUGCUCGGGACCGGUGUCAACCACUAAGAAGAUCUCCCUGGAUUCUGGUGUUAGUGAUCAUAUGGUUAGAGGUGAUUCGGUUAUCGAAGACUGUCGUGCUGUGAAUCCAGUUACGGUUUUUACCCAUUAUGACCCAGCAAUUCCAGAAAGAUCCAAAUUCAGAUCCAGAUCCAGAUCCAGAUCCAGAUCCAGAUCCAGAUCCAGAUCCAGAUCCAGAUCCAGAUCCAGAUCCAGAUCCAGAUCCAGAUCCAGAUCCAGAUCCAGAUCCAGAUCCAGAUCCAGAUCCAGAUCCAGAUCCAGAUCCAGAUCCAGAUCCAGAUCCAGAUCCAGAUCCAGAUCCAGAUCCAGAUCCAGAUCCAGAUCCAGAUCCAGAUCCAGAUCCAGAUCCAGAUCCAGAUCCAGAUCCAGAUCCAGAUCCAGAUCCAGAUCCAGAUCCAGAUCCAGAUCCAGAUCCAGAUCCAGAUCCAGAUCCAGAUCCAGAUCCAGAUCCAGAUCCAGAUCCAGAUCCAGAUCCAGAUCCAGAUCCAGAUCCAGAUCCAGAUCCAGAUCCAGAUCCAGAUCCAGAUCCAGAUCCAGAUCCAGAUCCAGAUCCAGAUCCAGAUCCAGAUCCAGAUCCAGAUCCAGAUCCAGAUCCAGAUCCAGAUCCAGAUCCAGAUCCAGAUCCAGAUCCAGAUCCAGAUCCAGAUCCAGAUCCAGAUCCAGAUCCAGAUCCAGAUCCAGAUCCAGAUCCAGAUCCAGAUCCAGAUCCAGAUCCAGAUCCAGAUCCAGAUCCAGAUCCAGAUCCAGAUCCAGAUCCAGAUCCAGAUCCAGAUCCAGAUCCAGAUCCAGAUCCAGAUCCAGAUCCAGAUCCAGAUCCAGAUCCAGAUCCAGAUCCAGAUCCAGAUCCAGAUCCAGAUCCAGAUCCAGAUCCAGAUCCAGAUCCAGAUCCAGAUCCAGAUCCAGAUCCAGAUCCAGAUCCAGAUCCAGAUCCAGAUCCAGAUCCAGAUCCAGAUCCAGAUCCAGAUCCAGAUCCAGAUCCAGAUCCAGAUCCAGAUCCAGAUCCAGAUCCAGAUCCAGAUCCAGAUCCAGAUCCAGAUCCAGAUCCAGAUCCAGAUCCAGAUCCAGAUCCAGAUCCAGAUCCAGAUCCAGAUCCAGAUCCAGAUCCAGAUCCAGAUCCAGAUCCAGAUCCAGAUCCAGAUCCAGAUCCAGAUCCAGAUCCAGAUCCAGAUCCAGAUCCAGAUCCAGAUCCAGAUCCAGAUCCAGAUCCAGAUCCAGAUCCAGAUCCAGAUCCAGAUCCAGAUCCAGAUCCAGAUCC